GAGAGAAAAAAGAGAAGGAAGAAAAGAGACAAGGGAUGAGGACGUUGUGCUGUGUGCCUAGAUCCCAUGAGCGGGAGCUGAGCAGCUAGAAGCGGGCCUCGGGCUGACGAUGCUGACCGCAGAUCCGGGACCGCAGGCGGGCUUCUGGAGCGAGCUCAUCCCUUUCGUCUUGGGCCUUAGCGCCGCCUUCUACCUGGGCUACUACUGGGCAUGUGUGCCCCAGAAGCCUCGGCUGGUGGCUGGGCCCCAGUUCCAGGCCUUCCUGAAGCAGCACUGCCCUAUCAUUAUGGAAACAUUCUACCCUACGCCCUGGUGUUUUGAAGGGAGGCUUCAAACUAUCCUCCGAGUCUUUGUGCAGUCUCGGCCCCCUGUCUCCUACCACAGUGAGGUGCUCCAGACACCUGAUGGGGGACAGCUGCUGCUAGACUGGGCCAAAGAACCUGAGAAUAGCCAAUACCCUGACCCUGUCAACCGGCCCACUGUGUUACUGCUCCCAGGCAUCACAGGCAGCAGUCAGGAGACCUAUAUCCUUCGCCUAGCACACCAGGCCACUCUAGAUGGCUACAGGGCCGUCGUGUUUAAUAACCGGGGCUGCCGUGGGGAAGAACUGCUGACCCACAGGGCUUUUUGCGCUGAUAACACAGAGGACCUGGAGACAGUUGUGAAUCACAUAAAACACCAGUAUCCACAGUCCCCACUGCUGGCUGUAGGAAUCUCACUAGGAGGGGUCCUGGUGCUGAACCACCUAGCACAGACAGGUAAUGAAGCAGGGGUGGUGGCAGCACUGACCCUGUCUCCAUGCUGGGACUCCUUUGAAACCACCCGCUCUCUGGAGACACCACUCAAUGCACUUCUCUUCAACCAGUACCUCACAACCACACUCUGCAAAUUUGUGGGACGACAUAGGAAGGUGAUCGAGGAGAAACUGGAUGUGGACUAUGUGCUUAAGGCCCGUACAAUCCGCCAGUUUGAUGAGCGCUACACCACACUGGCCUUUGGCUAUAAAGACUGUGACACCUACUACCAUUCAGCAAGCCCUGGGGCCAAGGUGGAUGCAAUCCGUGUCCCUGUGCUCUGUCUCAAUGCAGCAGAUGACCCAUUUUCCCCACCUCAAGGUGAGUCUCUUCAUCCUCAGCAUUGAGAGGUAGCA
Messenger RNA from Vombatus ursinus (common wombat), 1150 nucleotides. It is a transcript of the gene ABHD1, whose product is annotated as abhydrolase domain containing 1. Bases 110 to 1141 code for a protein of 343 amino acids. The transcript has 9 exons. The record is from RefSeq and is a predicted model, not a curated record. Gene Ontology annotation, molecular function: acetylesterase activity; monoacylglycerol lipase activity. Gene Ontology annotation, biological process: medium-chain fatty acid biosynthetic process; medium-chain fatty acid catabolic process. Lineage: Eukaryota; Metazoa; Chordata; Mammalia; Diprotodontia; Vombatidae.